Molecule: messenger RNA, 1026 nt
Organism: Rotaria socialis
Lineage: Eukaryota; Metazoa; Rotifera; Eurotatoria; Philodinida; Philodinidae
Source: the annotation of a GenBank genome assembly
AUGUCGAAUAUUCAGUAUGAAUAUAUUGAUGAGUCAUCGAUUGAUGAAAAUUAUAAAUGUUUAAUAUGUAACGAACCAUUUCAACAUCCCGUAACAACACCUUGUGAUCAUAGUUAUUGUCAAGAAUGUAUUGAACAUUGGCUAGAUGAAGGUUAUUCAACGUGUCCUGCAUGUCGACAGCCAUCAUCUAUUAACAAUUUAAAGCCCGUUACAACUCGGUUAGUAUUAAAUAUUCUUGAUCGAUUACAAGUGAAAUGUCUUGAAUGCGGACAAUGUGGAAUUCAACGUGGUAACUUUAAUGAUCAUAUUGCUAAAAUAUGUCCAAAAGGAACUAUUCUUUGCUCAGCAUCUGAUAUUAAAUGUCCAUGGUCUGGUCAACGUGAUCAACUUCAAGAGCAUCUUAUUAAUUGUAGUUACGAAAAAUUAAGAUCCGUCUUAGAUUGUCUUAUUAAUACAAAUCGAACACUCGAAGAUCAAAUUCAAAUUCUUUCAAAUCAAGUACAAAUUUUACAAACAACAGUUCAAAAGCCAAGCAGACGCUUAAUAACUUUUAAUAAAUUGUUCAACAUUGAUAAAAAAAUUGAUUCUGGAACAUUAUCAGAAUCCUAUGAAGGUCUACGAUGGAUUAAUGUAUGGUAUAUGCAUGAACAAUGGAUUAAAGCAAAUCAUGCACAAAGUGGAUGGGAGAAUGCUUUUACAAAUGGCCAUGUUUGUAUUGUAUUCAACGGAAAAGGUAAUUCUAUGAGUAUCUGUACAAAACGUCAAGGUAAAGGAACAUUUUCAUUGAUAUCUUUUGAAGCAACUGCUGCUUGGCUUGAUAAUCUUCAAGUUAAUCUAAUUGGACGACGGGCGAAAGAAAAUUUAUAUUCAACAACAGUCAUUCUUCAAUAUGAUGCUUCACAAGUAUUUAAUCUUGGCUGGAAUGAUAUUGAUGAGAUUGAAUUUAUACCAAUUAAUGGAACAUCACAUCCUGGAAUCGAAUACACUGAAAAAUAUUUUGCAUUAACAUGGAUAUUAAUAGAUUAA